Messenger RNA from Procambarus clarkii (red swamp crayfish), 5564 nucleotides. Its product is annotated as inhibitor of Bruton tyrosine kinase. Gene Ontology annotation, molecular function: protein binding. The record is from RefSeq and is a predicted model, not a curated record. NCBI's taxonomy places the organism in Eukaryota, Metazoa, Arthropoda, Malacostraca, Decapoda, Cambaridae.
GAGGGAGGAGGAGGGACAGGCAGACAGGCUGUCACGCGCUGCUCUCACACACACACACACAUCUCAUCAUGGACACAUAUGGCCACAGCUCUACCAUGAAUUCCUCUCCCGGGGCGGCUAGUGGGGAGAGCUUCAAGUAACAGGGCAGGCCUCUUCAGUAAUUAUGGCUGUUUAAGAGCGGGGGAGCGAACACAGGGCCCCUCUGUGAGGGGUCCGUAGCUGAGUAAUGGCUCCCCUGGGCUCCUACCAUUACUUCAUGUGAUAUACGAGCCACUGAAGUGGCUGAACAUUUCUUGAAAAUAAAUUGUAUCAAGUGCAGCUCAUACUCGGUACAAUACCUGUAUACUGUAUCAGAGGAAGUGAUGGGGCCUUAAAGUUGAUAACUUAGAGCUAAACAGAAUGUGUGUGUAAUAUUCAUUCAUAUGAUGAUGAAACAAAAUCGUUAUUAACUUACUGCAUCAGUAUUUCAUGAAUAUAUAAGUGUGGAAAGUGUGUAACAAUAAAUAGUGCUUCUUGUAUAUAAAAGAGACAGCAUAUUUUUUUUUUUUCUAGAGACUAAUAGCUUUUUGAGUACAGAAAGAAAAUAGCUCGUGUUCAUAUUAUUGUAGGUUCAGUGAAAUGAAUCUUGUGAAUGUGCUUCAGUCGUAUUUCGUAUUCAUAAAACAUAACUGUUAAGAGUUUCGAGUCCUUCAUAAUCAAGGCUGUGAAAUUUCCUUGAACUGUACUUAAAACAUUUAUCACAAGUUUUACUAUUGUAAAGUUGUGUGGGUGUCUGUUACAAAGGAAAACAAUGUUUAACUAUUGUGAUGGCUACAUACUGACAAUUGAGAACCAUGGCUCAUUUAGUUAGAUACAGUUAUUAGACAAAAAUACGGUCCAUUGACUCUAAUCCUGACAGUUACUUUUGUCUGAAAAUUUAAAUAUGUCAGUUGUGUACAUUUUGCCAUUGAUCACAAGACAUGGCAUAACAAUAGUCAUACAGCAUUAUCCACAUCUGAGCUAGAUAUGUAAUGAAUGGAAGAGUUGAAGAUUGCCCUACUCCAGCUGGAUAGCUGCUUUUGUGGUUGACAAGCCUAGUUUUAUAUGUUAAAUUCGAACACAAAGGCAAAAUGAGUCGUGUACUAGAGUCAGACUGCACCUUUGGGUGUCGUUCCCGGCAGCAUGGGUCUCAAAUUACCGCAGCAAUCAUCAGGGGCUCAGAGGCGCAAGCUAUUGCAUAUAUGAGAAAUUUGUGUCAGCGUUACUGGUGUGUGACAGAUGAAACAGGGAAGACGGCACUUCACACAGCAGCAUCUUGUGGCAAGAGAAAGGUUGUGAAAUGGCUACUCUCCAAAGGUGCAUCAUUCAAUCAGCGUGACUGGGAGAGUGGUUAUACCCCUCUACAUCGUGCACUCUUUUACGGCCAGCUUCAUGUUGCUUGUGCUUUAAUUCAGGCUGGAGGAAGCAUUUCUGCCGUAGACCACGAUGCUCUUUCACCACUGGAUCAUGUGAAUUUUGAUCGCCCACCAAUUGUCUCCUUCACCAGCUCAUUACCUACUCAUGUCUAUGUUUGGGGCAACAACACAAAUUACAACUUAGGCCAGACUAGCCAACAUGCAAGAGGAACUCCAGAGUGUUUAGACUCAUUACACCGUGAAUGUCGUGUGAUAAAAGAUGUGGCGCUGAACAAGUUUCACACACUGUUUCUUGCUAGCAGUGGUCGUGUGUAUACCUGUGGUCAUGGCCAAGGAGGAAGGCUAGGACUGGAAACCAACUCUCCAGUUAUUACUCCACGCCCUAUAAAGGCCUUCGUACACACUAAUGUUAUCAAGGUGGCUGCAGGACCAGACCAUUCUCUGUUUUUAACUGAUUCUGGACAAGUGUGGAGUUGUGGUACUAACUUGUAUCACCAGCUGGGUCUCAGUCCCCCUCCAGAGAAUGUUUAUACUCCAAGAAUGCUUACUUGGCACAAGUCUCAUAAAGAUGUAAUCGUUGGUAUUGGUGCAGCUAAAUAUCACUCUGUGAUGUGGACUUCUCGAGUGCUUUAUACAUUUGGCCUCAAUGCAGGACAGCUUGGUCACUUCAAGAAUGCUAAUGAAUGCACUAUUGUUACUCCUAGAAAUGUAACAUCAGUUGUUGUUAGAGAAGAUAGUAAUCUUGCCAGUGUGGCGGUCAGUGAUGGAGCUACAGUGCUCUCAACUUCUAAUGGAGAUGUAUAUGUUCUUCAUCAGUAUCAGAUUCGCAAAGUAGCUUCCAAGAUGCAUGGAGUGGUAAAAGUAGCCUGUGUUGGAGGCCAUUUAGAUUCUAAAGUUGGAGCUGAUGGACUUAUAGAGCAUGGAGGUGAUGACCUAAAGAUUGCUGUCCUAACUGGACGUGGAACCGGUCAUCUGUACCUGUGGACUGAACAGUCAUCUCAUUUGUCUCGCUGCCUUUUCAGUAUUAACAGAGAAAUCAGCUUAACUGAUUUUUGUCUUGGUCGUCAUUGUCUUGCAGUGGUAACAGAUAAUGGCGAAGCUUUCUCAGCAAUUGUUUUGCCUGCUCGUGAACGCAAGACGUCUGAAAAACCUUUAAUUCGUAAAUCUUGGGGAUCAUCAAGCCAACUCAUUGAAUUUCUUGAUCGCAGUACUUGUGUUGUAUUACGUUUAACUCGCAUUGUUGCAUUACAUCGCACCAUUUGUGUUAUGUGUGAUCCAAAAGGUCUAAAUUUUGCUGCCCUCCAGAAUGAGCCAAAUUCUUAUUUGCUUGAUUUACCUCAGGUAAGCACUAGCACUUUGAAGGAAGAUUUUAAAACCUUACUGAAAGAAGAAAAUGAAUCUGACACAAUACAUGAUGUUGUAAUUUGUUGUGGGGCUCAAAAAUUUUUUGCUCAUUCCUAUAUUUUGGCCUGUCACAGUGGUUAUUUCCGACACCGCCUCUUUAGCGUUAAAGAGAACUUAAAGAAUGAUAAUGUGGAUGUCCAGAAGGAGUGGGGCACUCUUCAUAACUCCGAAAAGAAGUAUUUUACUCUCCAAGAUGUUCCACCAGAUAUCUUUCAAGAGGUUCUUGUGUAUAUAUACACCGGUUCUUGCAAACUCAUUUCUCAAGACUGUACUUCACAUGGCCAGCUUCUGGAUAAUGUAACUGGAAACAAUCCAAGUAUGAAUGAUUGGGUGCUUAGUGAAAAUUUGCAACAAAAGCCAAAUCAUUCAGUGAUUAAAGAAGUGGAGCAUUUACAAUCUACCAACAAACAAAAGAAGAAAAAAGGAGGCAAGUUGUCAAGGGUGAAGACAGCAGGCACCCAACCAGUGCGAGCUGCACUUGCAGUUGCAAAGAAACUGGAAGUUACAUCAUUAGAAAGAGAACUUGAUAAGAUAAGAAUAUUGGAUGGAUAUAUUGAAGCAGAGUCGGGUGGAUGUCAAAAGGAUAUGAAGUCUUGGGAAGAAUAUAAAUACAGUCGGGAGAAACAUCAGGAACUAUGGGAUGUGAUGAUCCGCAGCAAAACUGGAGACAUUCUUGGUGCCCACAAAUGCAUCCUUGCUGCAAGAUUAGAAUAUUUUCGUUGCAUGUUUGGGGCUAGCUGGAUUGAGGCUACUGCAUCCAAAUCACUGAACAUGCCUUUACCAACCAGCGUACUUGUCAUUAUUCUGGACUACCUAUACGAAGAUGAAUCUCCCAAGCUACGUCAUUGUCGAGAUCCAGAAUUUGUCUGCAAUGUGCUAGCCGUUGCAGAUCAGUUUUUUAUUACUAGGUUACGGGAAAUAUGUGAAGAUGUCUUAAGUGGCUUGCUUACAUUGAAGAAUGCAGCAGAGCUAUUGGAAUUUGCAUCAAACUAUAAUGCAGUUCAGUUAAAAGAAACUGCAAUGCAGUUUAUCAGUCUAAAUCUCACUGCAGUAUUAGAAAAUGGAUCUUUGCUCUCUAUCAGUAAUAGUGAUGUGCUCGUAGAACUGAGUGGCUAUUACAGAAGAUUUAUCCCUCGCAUGUCCUGUCGGAUGAUGACUCCACACAAUUAUCCUCCUUAUGCAGACGAAUUGGAGCAAAUCCUCGAGGAGAGGCCAUUUAUAUUACCAGAAUCUGAUGAAGAAUGGGAUGAAGACACUUCUGUUAAAUGUGAUAAACUGUUAUCAGCUGGCGGAGGCUCAGGUUCAGCACGUAAAAAAAAGCGCCAGUACCGCAACAGUCAAGGUGAUACACGUUCUCGGAAAACUUCGGCUUCUUCUGUUAGUUCCUCCGACUGUGAUACUACCAGAGAUAUAGAGGAAGAUCUGGAAACAUUAGAUUUUAGUGACCUAGAAGAGCGAGUUCCUUCUGAAUCUCCAGAUGGUAAGCCAGAUGCAAAAAUUAAUUAUUCAAAACUGCCUUCAAUGAUACAUCCAACAGAAAUUGAGGCCGUUUCUCAGGUUUCUCAAGACAGUAAUUCAUGGCAGAAAGUUUGUAAGAAGAAGAGUGUAGUUGGUCAUUCUGUCAUGUUAGUGAAGUCACCGAGAGAAUCACCACUUCCAGAAAAUAUUGAAAUUGACCAUAGGCCAACAGGAACUCCAUCUCCACAAAAAUCAUCCCAAGCUGAGCUUGAUAAGACAGUCACACCCAGCAGUGUCUCAGGAGCACCUGGAGGGGCUUCAUUACCCAAAUUCCCAAGCUUGCAGAACUCCAUGGUUGCCGUGCAGAAGACUGGGCAGCUGCCUAAAAACAGCAAGACUGGCAAGAUGUCUCAGAAGCAGCGCAAGAAACUGGCAGCAGAAGCAGCAGCUUCGGCAGCAGAAGCAGCUUUACCUGUGGUAUCAAAGAUGCAAAUACCAAACUCUACACCAAUAAAGUCUGCACCAGCUUGGGGCUCCACCAAAGAUUUAAUUGCUACAGCUACUUCUCCAACUAGUUCCCAGACACUGGCAGACAUUAUGAAGGCUGAGGAGGCAAGGGUAAAAAAAGUCAGUGCUCCAGUAGUAAUUCGAAGCAGCAAAACCCUACAUAUGUCGGGUACUCCAGUCAGAAAAAGUUUCAGUUGGGGCCAUGAUGAUAUUUCACAAGUUGGUCAGAUGAACACAGAAAGUGAAGGUAGUGGAAUAUGGUCCAUGGUGGCAUCUUCACCACCAGUUUCUCCAGUGGGCAGCAACCUUCCUUCUCCUGGUCACAGCCACUUAGAUAAAAGUAUUGCACAAUCACCUUCUCAACUACCUGCGGUUCCAGAUUUUUCUCACAUUCUGCUUGAGGAAGAAACCCACUCGGAUAAUUUAAUUAAAGAACGCUCCAAACCCUUGGCAAUGAUACAGUUGGAAGAUCGUGCCAUUGAAGAAUUGUUGGCCUUCUAUGGAUCAUCAGAAUGUUUUGAAGAAAAAAUUACUGUUACUCGUGUGAGAACAACUGUUGCCAAUCCGACUUGGAGUAAAUGAUUUUAAUAUGUAUUUAAGACCCAUGAGCUAAAUACAAUGACAGAUAAUAGUAAAAUAUUAAAAAAAAAAUUGUAUUCCUAGUUGUGAUACCAUGUUAUAGUAUUUUUGUGCAUAUACUUUUGAAAAUUAUUAUUAAUUUUGGAGUAAGACAGUUUGCUGUAUGUUUUUAGACUACUUGACCCUAGUCAAUAAUUAAAGACUGUUUGUUAAUAAUUGUUA